CCAAACCAGGAGGCAGGAGCCUGUUUUGCCUCCCAGGCAAUAUUUCUGGAGCCAAUCGGAAUGCGCACCCACCCUGCCCCGCUCCCUAAUUAAAGGCUUUGGAGCAGGGCCGCCCGCAGCUCUGGGCACACACUCUUGGGUCGCCUCUCAGCAGGAGCAGAUCGGGGUAGGUUGUGGGUAGCGGGGGGUCCGGGGUGGGCUGCAGCCCCCCGAGCUGCAGCGAUGAGCGGCUCCUUCGACAAGAAACUCACCAGCAUCCUCACCGACCUGUCGGGCUCGCUGAGCUGCCAUGCCUCCUCCAAGGACUCCCCAACACUUCCCGAGUCCUCCGUCACCGAUCUGGGCUACUACAGCGGCCAGCACGACUUCUAUCCUGGCCAGUCCUACGGGCAGCCCGUCGCCCAUUACCCGUAUCCCCAAUUCAACCUCAAUUCCAUCGGCGCCGGCGGAACCUAUUCCCCUAAAUCUGACUAUUCCUACAGUCCGUCCUACCGGCAGUAUGGCCACUUCAGGGAACAGCAGCUCCCGGCGCAGGAUGCAGUGUCGGUGAAGGAGGAGCCGGAGCCCGAGGUGCGGAUGGUCAACGGGAAACCCAAGAAGAUCCGCAAACCCCGCACCAUCUACUCCAGUUACCAACUGGCCGCCCUGCAGCGCCGCUUCCAGAAAGCCCAAUACCUGGCGCUGCCCGAGCGCGCCGAGCUGGCGGCCCAGCUGGGGCUCACCCAGACCCAGGUGAAGAUCUGGUUCCAGAACCGCCGCUCCAAGUUCAAGAAGCUCUACAAGAAUGGCGAGGUGCCAUUGGAGCACAGCCCCAACAACAGCGAUUCCAUGGCCUGCAACUCCCCCCCAUCGCCCGCCGUCUGGGACAGUGCCUCGCACGGCAGCGCGCCGGGACGGACCCCCCUCCCACAGCCUCUGCCCUACAGCCCCUCGCCCGCCUUCCUGGAGGAGCACAGCCCCUGGUACCACCCGCAGAGCCUCGCUGCCCCCCACCAGCCACCCACCACCAUGCACCACACCUCGCCGGGGCCGCCCCCCAACCCGGGCGCCGUCUACUAACCGUAGGGGGGCAGAGACAGUGCAGAACUCCUCCUUUUCCCUUUCUUCCCCACCUCUCCUUCCCCCUCCCCUCGAUUAUUAUUAUUUUUUGAAGUGUUCCAGGACACUCGUGUACACACACCCCUAUAUAUCCACUUCUGUAUCCUCUCCUCUCCCAGCUCAUCUCAGGAACAACAGGACUGCAAAGGGUUGAACUCGUGAGCUCUGCGCCCAGGGGACACCACCGCCGCCCCCCAACAACUGCAUCCCCCCCCCCACCCACAGGAGAGACAUUUGGGUGACUGUCACCCCUCCUUGGGGUCCCUGUGGAGCUUGUGGGACGCCGUGUGGGAUGGAGACAUGAGGACCAAAGCAGGGUGCCAUCCCCACCUGGAGCAGGGGACACCCCUCACCCUCAUGGCACCCAAAAUCCAGCACCACGCAGGGACCAACAGUGGUCUGUGGACUAUGGGUACUCCAUGGGGUGUGGGUUUUCUGUGGGGUGUGGGUGCACCGUAGGGCUGUGGGUGUUCUAUGGGGCCAUGGGUUUUCCAUGGGGCUUUGGGUGCUCCGUGGGACCAUGGGUUCUCCAUGGGGUUGUGGGUUCUCCAUGUGGCCAUGCGUCCUCCAUAGGUUUUCCGUGGUGCAAUGGGUUCUUCAUGAGGCUGUAGGUGCUCUGUGGGUUCUCCAUGGGGUUCUCUGUGAGUUCUCCAUGGGGCCGUGGGUUCUCCAUGGGGCUGUGGGUU
Molecule: messenger RNA, 1784 nt
Organism: Phasianus colchicus (ring-necked pheasant)
Lineage: Eukaryota; Metazoa; Chordata; Aves; Galliformes; Phasianidae
Gene: DLX3
Product: distal-less homeobox 3
Biological process (GO): regulation of transcription by RNA polymerase II; epithelial cell differentiation; embryo development
Molecular function (GO): RNA polymerase II cis-regulatory region sequence-specific DNA binding; DNA-binding transcription factor activity, RNA polymerase II-specific
Source: RefSeq, a predicted model, not a curated record